Molecule: messenger RNA, 844 nt
Organism: Paramecium octaurelia
Lineage: Eukaryota; Ciliophora; Oligohymenophorea; Peniculida; Parameciidae
Source: the annotation of a GenBank genome assembly
AUGAAUAAUGUGCAAUAAUUUGAUAGGUCAUUGUUGACUGUUGAUAUCGUGGGUGCUUAACCUAAGUAGAGGAGUUCUUACUUAGAUAAGAUCCUUCCCCAAGAUAUUCGCUAAGCAAAUAACAUAUAAUUGCAGUUAAUCUCUUACUCUAAAUUUUUCUAGGUAUACAAUCCCUAAACAGGAUCCCCAAUAUGGUCGUAGGAAGUAUUAGCAUGAUUUUCAUCAUUUCUGCAAUAGUUGUGUUCCACAAGGAGAGAACUAUUUCGAUGGUUCGCACAAAAAACAUUAUAACUUGCACUAAGGAGAAAUCAAAUAAUAUCGAGCCCUGGAGAAUUAUUAUGAUUAACCUAAGUAUUAAUAUAUGAUAUCAGGAAAUCUAUAAGGGGACAGAUUGCUGGCGACUAAUGAUAUUGAAGGAGCCAUUCCAGGGACAUACACAAGCAAGGUUGUGAGGAAUCAAGAAAAAGCAUAAAAGAUGAGACAAGAGAGAGAAUAUUAAAGAGCACAAAAUAACAAGGCCCUUUAUCUUUCUUAAUUGGAGACCAAUAUAGAUUAUUAACCUGAAAAUGAAAAGCAACCACAAAGGAUCAAGUCAUACUCUAUCUAACCUACUCCUUAACACUAGGUUUUUGAAAGUAGAGUAAUUGAGCCCCAACAACCGAAAUAUGAUUACAUGAACAAGCCUUUAAAACUACCACCAAUUAUGGAGAGAGAAACUCCUGUGAUAAAUCCUAUAUUUAACAAAUUGUAACUGCGUUAAAAUUACAAAAAUUAUCUUUUAGAGGAUUAUGAUAAGACAAUAUCCAUGUUACAAUAAAAUUAACCUAUGAGAUUAUUUGUAUGA